AUGGAUGUGUUUCAAUUUAACGCAGCUCCAAGAAAAACUAGGAUUCUGCUUGCUGCCUGUGGAACCGUGGCUGCAACAGAAUUUGCUAAGCUGUGCCAUUGUUUUGCUGAAUGGGCAGAUGUUAAAGCAGUCGUCACUCAGGCAUCUUUGCAUUUUGUAGACCGAGCAACUUUUCCCAGAAAUGUGAGACUUUACACCGAUCAGGAUGACUGGAUGACUUGGAAAAGAGUUGGCGAUAGUGUGCUGCACAUUGAGCUCCGUAAGUGGGCUCAGCUAAUGGUCAUUGCCCCUUUGUCUGCAAACACACUCGGGAAGAUUGCUGGCGGAUUAUGCGAUAACUUGUUGACAUGCAUUAUUCGGGCGUGGGACUAUAACAAACCAAUCUUUGUGGCACCGGACAUGAAUCCCUUCACGUGGACCAACUCUUUCACAGAACAACAUCUUAUGGUAAUUGAUGAGCUUGGAGCUGCCCUCAUCCCACCAGAGAAAAAGACACUACCCAACGGAGAUUAUGGAAAUGGUGCAAUGGCAGACUUGUCCGUUAUUCUAUCAGCUGUGAGAAUCUACUUAGGAUCACGGCCAACAAACACACAGGCAAAAUCAAGUCGUGGCAAGAUUCCUUGA
This is a messenger RNA of Fraxinus pennsylvanica, 624 nucleotides long. The record is from the annotation of a GenBank genome assembly. NCBI's taxonomy places the organism in Eukaryota, Viridiplantae, Streptophyta, Magnoliopsida, Lamiales, Oleaceae.